GUGGGGGCGGGGCCAGAGUAGUACUCAUUUGGCGGCUGCGGCAACACGACGUGCACGCGCCUGGUCGGUGUGAUGUAGCCCGGCAGCCGCUUCCCUUCCUUGCUGUCCGCACAGCACCGCACCAUGCCGGCGGGGAUGAAGCCGCUGGAGAAGUUCCUCAAGAAGCAGAGCCGCGCCGGAGCUCUGGACAAGGCCGGCGGGGGGAGCGCGGCGUCGCGGCGAAGGGCCAGCUUGUCCCGGGUGGUGCCGUUCUUCAGGGAGACGUCCCCGGACGGAGGGCAGGCCCGGGAGGUGUUCAGUCCUGACAGCGAAGACCUUCCCCCCUGGCCCUCCGCCGCCGCCCCCGUCAACGGCUCGGCCUGCGGAGACGUCCGUAGUCCGUCCUUGUCCAGCGACGAGCAGAGUUCAGAGGCCAGCCUGGUGGUGGACGGCGUCGGGGGCGGGGCCUCGCUUCCCGCCGACACGCCCGAAAACAUCACCCUCGCCCUGCUGGACACCGUCACCGGACUACGCCACGGACACUGCGCCGAGACGCUGUUGGAUGACUUCAUGUUGACCCAUCCCAUCUUCCUGACGGCAGACACCUUCCAGCAACUUCUACUGCAACAAUUUAGUGUGAACACAGGGGAGGGGCCAGGUGGGGAGCAGGAUGACAGAGGAGGGGCGGGGCCAGACGGGGAGGCGGGGCCUGCGCUGGAGGGCGUGCACAAGAAGCGGGCGGUGCUGAGCGUCGCCUUUCGAUACCUGGACAUGUACCGAGACUUCCUGCAGGAGGACGGCGACAAAUUCCCCAAGGAGUUGUACGUGUGUGCCCUUCAGGAGCUGAGCCGUCAUCCUGAGCUGGUGGACGACGUGGUCAAACUGCAACGCUGGACAGAAAUGUUCAACUGCCCCUGUGACGAGGAGAAGGAGAGCAGGAGGAAGCAGGUGCGACCGCUCUUCCGACACUUUCGACGCAUCGACGCCUGUCUGCAGCCCAGGGAGGCGUUCAGGGGCUCGGAUGAGAUCUUUUGCAGGGUUUACACUCGCGACCAUUCCUACGUCACCAUCCGCAGUCGCCUGUCCUGCCGAGUGGGAGACAUCCUGGCUCUGGUGCGAGAGAAGCUGCAGUACAGCGACGAGCAGCCGCUUCUUCCUGGAAACCUCGUCUUGGUGGCCGUCACCUCCGCCGGAGAGAAGGCGGUGUUUCGCCCCAGCGACGAGGCCGUCUUCACCACCCUGGGAGUCAACACGCACCUCUUCACCUGCCAGCCCUGCGAGCUGGACUCACUGCUCCCUCUUCCUGAGGAGAUCCACUGGACGCCAGGGGACAGCAAACUUCACGACAUGUCAGCAGAAGAAGUUGCCAACCAGCUGGUGGCCUUCGACUGGGAGCUCUUCAGCUGCGUGCACGAGGUGGAGUUUGUUUGUUACGUGUUUCAUGGAGAUCAGUCCCACUGGCGCCCCCUCAACCUGGAGCUGGUACUGCAGCGCUGCAGUGAAGUCCAGCACUGGGUGGCCACCGAGAUCCUGCAGUGUCAGUCCUUGCCCAAACGUGUCCAACUACUCCGCAAGUUCAUCAAGAUCGCAGCGCUGUGUAAACAGCAGCAGGACCUUCUCUCCUUCCUGGCUGUGCUGCUUGGACUAGACAACCCCGCCCUCAGCAGACUGCGACUCACCUGGGAGGCCCUUCCAGGAAAGUUCCGGAAACAGUUCCAACAGUUUGAAAGCAUCACUGAUCCUUCCAGAAACCACAAGUCCUACAGAGACCUGAUCACCAGUCUGAGUCCUCCAUUGAUCCCCUUCACUCCUCUGCUGCUAAAAGAUUUGACGUUUCUUCACGAGAGUUGUAAAACUUUUCACAGCCAGCUGGUCAACUUUGACAAGAUGCACAAAGUGGCCGACAUGGUGCGGAACAUCCGAAGAUACCGCAGUGGACAGCUGGCCAUGGAUACGGAGACAUCGCCAUCCCACCUGCAGACCAAAGCGUACGUGCGACAGCUGCAGGUCAUCGACAACCAGAACCUUCUCUUUGACUUGUCUUGCAAACUGGAGCCCAGAGACUCCUAGGGACUGGGAGAGACUCUUUAGGGACUGGGAGAGACUCCAGGACACGUCCCGCCUCCUCUUUGUCAAUCCACAGGUGGAACGCUUCUUCACUCUCAGCAAACUGGAGCCCAGAGACUUCUUAGGGACUGGGAGAGACUCUUUAGGGACUGGGAGAAACUCCUCGGGACUCAGAGAGACUCCCUAGAGACUGGGAGAGACUCCAGGACACGUCCCGCCUCCUCUUUGUCAAUCCACAGGUGGAACGCUUCUUCACUCUCAGCAAACUGGAGCCCAGAGACUUCUUAGGGACUGGGAGAGACUCUUUAGGGACUGGGAGAAACUCCUCGGGACUCAGAGAGACUCCCUAGAGACUGGGAGAGACUCCAGGACACGUCCCGCCUCCUCUUUGUCAAUCCACAGGUGGAACGCUUCUUCACUCUCAGCAAACUGGAGCCCAGAGACUUCUUAGGGACUGGGAGAGACUCUUUAGGGACUGGGAGAAACUCCUCGGGACUGGGAGAGACUCCCUAGGGACUGGGAGAGACUCCAGGACACGUCCCGCCUCCUCUUUGUCGAUCCACAGGUGGAACGCUUCUUCACUCUCAGCAAAUGAUUUGAAGCCCAGCGGCCAUUUUGCUGAGCAGGUGAGAUGAUGUAUUUUCCUGCCAAAGGUCACGUCAACGGGUUGACCUCUGACCUCAGGGACAUGUUUUUCUUUGGUUAUUUCCGUCUUUGGGAAGUGUACUGUGGGCGGGGCCUCUGCAAUAACAGAGGGCGACGCCCCUUCGCCGUCAACCAAGCACUUUGACCACGCUCAGGGCUCCCAGGUGUUGUUUACUUCCUGUUGUGUGAAGAUGACUUUUUGCUUCUUCUUCUUUUUCAUCAUUCCAGACAACAAACACUAAGGACUAGUUUUGGUUGCCAAACUGCGACACUCGAAGGUAACUGCUAGGAUAAUUGUGCUAGCUGUGAGCUGACAGGGUUAUUAGCUUCCUCUGCUAAUAAGUAAAAUAAUGCUAAUAAGAUGUAAUCUGACAGGGUUAUUAGCUUCCUCUGCUAAUAAGUAAAAUAAUGCUAAUAUGUAAGAUGAUGCUAAUAAGAUGUAGUCUGACAGGGUUAUUAGCUUCCUCUGCUAAUAAGUAAAAUAAUGCUAAUAAGUAAAAUAAUGCUAAUAAGAUGUAAUCUGACAGGGUUAUUAGCUUCCUCUGCUAAUAAGUAAAAUAAUGCUAAUACGUAAGAUAAUGCUAAUAAGAUGUGAUUAGCUUCCUCUGCUAAUACGUGACAGUGUGAACAUGUUGAAAGCAGAUUGACAUUGUUUAGUUUGCGGUCCCAGCGUGGGUUUGAAGUGUUAGCAAAGCACCAUGGGUAGUCUCAGGAAACUUGUGCUGGACAAAAAGAUCAACACUGAAAGCAAAUGGAAAGAUGUACAUAGUGCAAGUGUGUAAAUAGUUGAAGAAGAAAGGAGAAUCUAUUUUAGGGAUGUUUACGUUUCACCUCGAGAUGAGGUUUUUCUUCAUGUGUUUACAUUUUGUGCCAAAACUUUGUGACAUGCGCAGACCGCGACAGAGCCAUGCUAGCAUGACCUCAGUAUUUAGCAUUGGAACCAAGAGCGAGCUAGCAUGCUAGCCAAACAUUUCUGGAUUGAUUUGAUGUGUGAAUAUUUGAGUUGUAGUAACUUGGUUGUGUACACUUUAUCAUGACAAUAUUUAUGAGUUGUGUCCACUUUAUCAUGACAAGCAACAAUAUUUUUCAGACUUUAUUCUUUGUCAAGUUUCUGCACUUUAAGAUGAUAUUUCAUGUCAAAUAAUGCUGGUGAAAUAAAGCUUUGAUGGCA
This is a messenger RNA of Nerophis lumbriciformis (worm pipefish), 3862 nucleotides long. It is a transcript of the gene rapgefl1, whose product is annotated as Rap guanine nucleotide exchange factor (GEF)-like 1. The record is from RefSeq and is a predicted model, not a curated record. Lineage: Eukaryota; Metazoa; Chordata; Actinopteri; Syngnathiformes; Syngnathidae. Gene Ontology annotation, biological process: Ras protein signal transduction. Gene Ontology annotation, cellular component: plasma membrane. Gene Ontology annotation, molecular function: guanyl-nucleotide exchange factor activity.